Molecule: messenger RNA, 4790 nt
Organism: Myripristis murdjan (pinecone soldierfish)
Lineage: Eukaryota; Metazoa; Chordata; Actinopteri; Holocentriformes; Holocentridae
Product: GTPase IMAP family member 8-like
Exons: 8
Coding region: 168-3647 (1159 amino acids)
Molecular function (GO): GTP binding
Source: RefSeq, a predicted model, not a curated record
CUUUUGUUCUUUCACUUUCAGCUGCUCGGACUGAUGGCGCAGUAAGAAUUUCAUCUGCUGCUCGGACUGAUGGCGCAGUAAGAAUUUCAUCUGCUGCUCAGACUGAUGGCGCAGUAAGAAUUUCAUCUGGUGAGUUUCUCUCUGCUGGGUUCCAGUUCAGUGACACGAUGGCAGAGGCAGCGACUGCAGCAUCUGAGACAGAAGAUGUGAGAACCUUGAAGCGCAGCGGCAGCUAUGAGUUCCUGCCACCUAACAUGUCUGAGCUGAGGGUUGUGCUGCUGGGGAACAGCUGGACUCACAGGAGUGAAGUGGGGAACUUCAUACUGGGAGAGACUGUGUUUGAUCUUCAGAACAAAGACGACCACUGUCUGAGAGAGAGUCGACGGCUGAAGGAGAAGAAAAUAACGCUCAUCAACACUCCAGAUCUGCUGCUUCCCAACAUCUCUCAAGACAAACUGACACAGGAUGUAGAAAGCUGUGUGAGGCUCUCUGCCCCUGGACCUCAUGUGUUCCUGCUGGUACUACAGCCUGAAGACUUCACUGAGGAUCAAAAACAGAGGUUACACAGAGUCCUUGAAACCUUCAGUGAGCGCUCUUUUGAUCAUUCACUGGUACUGACAUCAACACCCAGAGAGGAGACAUCAGCUGGAAACUACAUGCAACAUCCAGCCUUAAAGGACAUGAUCAGAGAAUGUAGAUACAGACACUUGAACCGAAUGAACCUUGAACUCCCAGAGCUGUUAACUCGCCUCGGUCAAGUAGUGAAGGAGAACAAUGGAGAGCCUGUGAGCUGUGAUGUGUUUGAAGAUGCAGCUGCUGAUCAACAAAAACCAACACUUGACAGCUGGGAUCCUGUUAGAGCUGCUGGGAUGAAACCCACCACAACACACAGUCUGUCAUCAGAGGGAAGCUCUGUCGACCAGCCAUCUGGACUCAGGAUUGUGCUGUUGGGGAAAAGUGAGGACAAAAGGACAACAUUAGUCAACUUUAUAAUAGGAAACAAAAGUUUUCACUUACCAAAACCUUCCCCAACAAAGCACUGUUUGGCUGCCUGUGGAGAGUGGAAAGGAAAGCCUUUAACAGUGGUGAAAACUCCAGACAUCUUCAGUCUGCCUGUGGAAACAGUGAGAAAAGAGAUGAAGAACUGCAUGGCUCUUUGCUCUCCUGGACCAAAUGUUCUGUUGCUGAUAGUGAAGCCUUCUGACUUCACAGAGGAGAACAGACUCACUCUGAAGUUCAUCCUGAGUUUGUUUGGUCAAGAGGCCUUUAAACACUCCAUGGUCAUCACCACACAUGAGGGAGGUGGAACAAGUUCAUCUGUAAAACAGCUCCUUAAAGAAUGUGGAGGAAGGCACUACAGCAUGUCAUCAGAUGACCAUCCACUGUUAAUGGAGAUGAUGGAGAACAUUGUGAGAGAAAACAAUGAGAGCUGCCUCACCUCCACUGAAGAGUGUGUGAACCUGGUGCUCUGUGGGAGGAGAGGAGCAGGGAAGACCUCAGCAGCCGAGGCCAUUUUGGGCCAGAAGAUGUUUGAUCCAGGCUCUGAGUCUGCAGUGUGUGUGAAGAAUCAGGGAGAGGUGUGUGGACGUUGGCUUUCCCUGGUGGAGCUUCCUGCCUUGUCUGGAAAACCUCAGGAGGCAGUAAUGAAGGAAUCAUUCAGGUGUGUCUCCCUCUGUGAUCCUGAGGGCGUCCACGCCUUCGUCCUGGUCAUACCUGUGGGUCCCCUCACUGAUGAAGACAAAGGAGAGUUAAAGACCAUCCAGAGCACAUUCAGCUCUCAGGUCAAUGACUUUACCAUGAUUCUGUUCACUGUGGAGUUUGAUCCUAACCAUCCAGCUGUUGUUAACUUUCUAAGUAAGGACCAGGACAUCCAGCAGCUCUGUCAGUGUUAUGGAGGACGCUACGUUGUCCUCAACAUCAAGGACAAACAGCAAGUACCUGAGGUGUUGGAUGCUGUGGAAAAGAUGAGACCUGCAGUAUCCAGAUGCUUCACAAUGAAGAUGUUUACCAAGGCACUGAUGGAGAAGGUUGUUGAGCAGGAGAAAACUAAUGCAAGAUUUAUUGCUGAACUGCAGGAUCUAAAAAAGGAAAGAGAGGUAUCAGGUUUUGAAAGUCAGAGCACAGAGGGCCUCAGGAUGGUGCUGAUAGGGAAGACUGGCAGUGGGAAGAGUGCAAGUGGAAACACCAUCUUGGGCAAAAAGCAUUUUAAAUCCAUUGCCAGUAUGAUGUCUGUGACCAAAUUUUGUGAGAAAGCAGCUGGAGAGAUUGAUGGCAGGCCUGUUGUUGUGGUCGACACGCCCGGCUUGUUCGACACAACGUUUUCCAAUGAUGAAGUUGCACAGGAGCUUCUGAAGUGCAUCAGCAUGUUGGCUCCUGGACCACAUGUGUUCUUACUGGUGCUGCAGAUUGGUCGCUUUACACAGGAAGAAAGAGACACAGUGAACCUGAUCAAGAAAGGAUUUGGUGAGAAGUCAGGAGAUUUCAUCAUUGUUGUGUUCACUAAAGGAGAUGAUCUGGGAGAUCAGUCUUUUGAGAGUUUCAUAGAGACGGGUAAUGACUUUGUCAAAAAGCUGGUAGCUGACUGUGGAGGGAGAUACCUUGUCUUCAACAACAAGGAUCAGACAAACCGCACACAAGUCAGAGAGCUGCUGACAAAGAUCGACAACAUGGUGAAGACAAAUGGAGGAGACUGCUACACCACGGAGAUGUUCCUGGAGGCUGAGGCAGCCAUACAGAAGGAAGUGGAGAAGAUUUUGAAGGAGAAGGAAGAAGAGAUGAAGAGAGAGAAGGAGGAGCUGGAAAGAAAACAUCAAGAAGAAAUGGAAGAGAUGAGAAGAAGAAUGGAAGAACAGAAAUCUGAAAUUGAACAGGAGAGAGACCAGAGAGCUAAACUUCUCAAAGAAAAGGAGGAAGACAUUAUCAAAGAGCGUGAAGAGAGAAAGAAAGAAAAUGAAAGGAGAGAAGAGGAAGACAAGAAAAGGAAAGAACAAGAGGAAGUUGAACGACAGGAAUGGAAACAAAAACUUAACGCAUUGGAGAAAAAAAUAAAAUCUGAAUCAGAACUAAAAGAAAAUGUUGACCAGCAGCUGGAGCAGAGUAGAGAAGAGCUGAGAAAACAGCGAGAGGCUUGGGAGAAUGAAAGAAAAGAAUGGUGGGAAAAAAGACAUCAUGAAGAUGAACAGAGACGAGAGGAGGAGCGAACGAGACUUCAGAAGCUCCAGGAAGAGUGCGAGCAGGAAAGGAAGAAAGAUGAAAACAAAAGAAAAGAAGAAGAUCGAAUCAGAAGAGAACAGGAGGAAAAACAGCGAAAAGAAUUAGAGGAAGAGUUUAAGAAAAAACUGGAGAAGAUGAAGAAGAAAAAUGAAGAGGAGGCAAGAAAGAAGGCAGAGGAAUUCAAUGACUUCAGAGAGAAAUACACCAAGGACUUUGCAGCUCUGAUGGAAAAACAUGACGAGGAGAUGAAGGCUAUGAAGCAAGAGCACGAGAAACAAAUUCAAGAGAAAAAGGAGAAAUAUGGCCUCUUGAAGGAGCUGUCAGACUACAAAGAAAAACAUCUCAAGGAGGAAUCAGAAAAACUGAAGAAAAAACAUGAUGAGGAAAUUAAAGAAUGGGAACAGAAAUACAAAGAUAAAUGUACCAUCCAAUGAUAAUUCUGUCCAGUUUCUUCAUUAUAAUGACAUCACUGUGACCCCGCCUUCACCAUACACACACACACACACACACACACACACGGACACACGCGCACACACACACACACGCACACACACACACAAACACACACACACACACACACACACUUUAUUUUAUUAUAUUGAUUUAUUAUGUAUUUUGCUUUUUUUGUUGUGUGCCUGAUGUCUGCUUUUGACUUUAUUUACUGGUUUACAUUUGCUGAUUAUUUGAUGUACUGUAUGUGCUUCUUAUGUUUUUAUCAAGGUAAGAUCCAUUCUAGAAACCUCUUGGAGUUUUUAAAUCUUACCUAAAAAACUGGUCUUUUAUUCGGUUGUGCACAUAAAUCAAAUCUAAAAUCUGUCAACCACCAGCAUUUCAUCACCAUUUCACCAUUACCAUUUAUUUUAAGUAAAACCACCUGCUUUCCCUCAAACAACAAAAUCCCAAACAUUAUAGCAGGCAAGAAUUUAUAUGAAUUCAACCUUUCACAUCAGAGAAAUAUGAAAUGCUGAAGAAUGAUUAAUCAUACACUGAUUCUACUUUGUGUAGUUCAACAGUGAAUUUUACAAAUUAAAUCUUGUAUUUGUUCAAUUACGUUCAUUAUUUUAGUUAAAUAUUUUUAAUCUUGUUUUUGAUUGUAUUUUGAGUCACACCUGCACAACCUGGAAACAUAUUCUCUUAUGUGAAAGACAUUAAGUUGCUUAACAAUCAUAUAUCUGCUGAUGUUUAUCAUUAAAAUAAUGUAACCACUUCUAUUCUGUAUCCAUAUGUUCUUAUAGAGUUCCUGCAAGUGUUAAACCAGCUGUUGUACCAAUUGUUGUAGAGAGAACAGAAAAACAAUCCCACACACUGUCCUCGAUAAAUCCUGACACAUCACUCGCUGUGGUAAAACUGCUGAGUCAUGUUGAAGAAACCACUGAGGUUAACAUUUGCUGUUUGUUUUUCUGUUGUAUUUGGAGGUGAGAUGCCCUUAAGAUGCUUUGGUUUUUCUCUCGCCAACUUGGACAUUUAUUCUCUUCUUUCUCCUGUACCUGUUUCUCUGUUGGUGUAAAUAAAGUUCAGUAAACUGAAGCUAAAAUAAACAGAGUCAGUAUUUCUGUUACGAUUCAGAGCAGAAACCC